Ipomoea nil (Japanese morning glory) is the source of this 815-nucleotide messenger RNA. RefSeq lists its product as uncharacterized. Lineage: Eukaryota; Viridiplantae; Streptophyta; Magnoliopsida; Solanales; Convolvulaceae. The transcript has 8 exons. Bases 98 to 754 code for a protein of 218 amino acids. The record is from RefSeq and is a predicted model, not a curated record.
GAAGCGCUUUAGUUUGUUCAUCGCGCCGAGCUCUGUUUUCACUUUUCACUCGGCGUCGUUUGUAGAAUAGAAAUUGGAGUGGCCGCCUUCCGUAAUCAUGGCCGUUACACCAAAUCCCUGUGAAUCUACGAAACCACAGGUAGUUGAAAGGGUUGAAGUGCACAAAAAUUUGACUGCAAAGACACCCUUGCAGAUGAGAUCUGAUGGUGUUACAAAAAGAAAACGGAUUGGUGGUGGGAGUGCAACUGCAGAUCAGACAGAAAGCCUAUCUGAUAUUGAUGAUAGUGAAGUUGCUGGAUACCUUAACAGCAAAGAGGAGAGGAAUUACAAGAAGAUUAUAUGGGAAAAAAUAAAUCAGCAGUAUGCCAUGGCGCAGGCCAUGGUAAAGAAAGAAACUGAAAGCAAGAAAGAUAAAUCUGGCAAAGGUACUGCCAUGACCACCAAAAUAGAUGAGAACAAGAUACGAAGUUCAAAAGUAAAUUAUGAAGCUCUGAAGCAACUCACUGACGAACUGAACCAAGGUAUUGGAGAUGCAGAAAUAGUAGAAGGGGGUUCGAGAUCUCUGUCUUGUGUAAACAGUGGAGGAUCAAAUGCCAAAGAGGUUAAAGUUUAUGAGUCUAAUUCCGAUGAGCUAGAGGAAGAGGAGGAGAACCUCUGCAGUGAAGAUGACGAUGUGUUGAGAGACAGUAACUACGAGUUAUACGAUGAACAUGAGUAUGGAUAUGAUGAUGACAUUGAUUAUGGAAAUGUUUGAUUGAUAUUCAUUUAUUCUUGGAGUUACUUUAUAAUCAAAAUUUUGAAGUUUUUAGGAACAA